GCUCCCAGGAAGCGAGUCUCCACGUUAUCCCGCAGCGGAGGCCGGAGAGUGGUGGAAUCAGAGAGAGGCGGGGCCGGAGGGGGAAACGCCGGUUGCUAAGGGGAACCGGCGCGUCGCUCGCCGAGAGGCCCCAACCGAGCAUGCGCAGUGUUGACGUGCGCGCCGGCGCGCCGCGGUUUGAAAGGCCCGAGCCUCUCGCGCUUGCGCACUGAGUCCCGUGCCGGGCGCGCUCCCCCAAUCUUCUCCCGGGGCCCCCCCGGAGCUGGAAGCCUUCUUCUCCAUUCUCUGCUCGGUCGGGCGUCCACGGGCGUGGACAUGCCGGAGAUCAGCCUCCGCCACGUCGUGUCCUGCAGCAGCCAGGACUCGACCCAUUGUGCCGAAAACCUCCUCAAGGCCGACACUUACCGGAAGUGGCGGGCAGCCAAGGCAGGAGAGAAGACCAUCUCCGUGGUCCUACAGUUGGAAAAGGAGGAACAGAUACACAGCGUGGACAUUGGGAAUGAUGGCUCGGCCUUUGUGGAGGUGCUAGUGGGCAGCUCGGCUGGAGGGGCCACAGCUGGUGAACAGGACUAUGAGGUCCUUCUCGUCACCUCCUCCUUCAUGUCCCCCUCUGAGAGCCGAAGUGGCUCAAAUCCCAACCGUGUUCGCAUUUUUGGACCUGACAAGUUAGUCCGGGCAGCAGCAGAGAAGCGCUGGGACCGUGUUAAAAUUGUGUGCAGCCAGCCAUACAGCAAGGACUCACCCUAUGGCCUGAGUUUUGUGAGGUUUCAUAGCCCUCCAGACAAAGAAGAGGCAGAGGCUCCAUCUCAGAAGGUGACAGUGACCAAGCUCGGCCAGUUCCGUGUAAAGGAGGAGGAUGACAGCGCCAACUCCCUGAAGCCAGGGGCACUCUUCUUCAGUCGUAUCAACAAGGCGUCUUCAGCCUCUGCAAGUGACCCUGCAGGACCCAGCUACGCAGCAGCUACGCUGCAGGCAGCCUCCAGUGCAGCCUCCUCAGCCUCUCCAGUCCCCAAGGUUGUGGGCAGCUCUUCCAAGCCUCAGGAGUCUCCCAAAGGGAAGAGGAAACUGGACUUGAGUCUAGAAGACAGGAAACCUCCCAGCAAACCCUCAGCAGGACCACCCGCCCCCAAGAGACCCAAAUUGCCUGUUCCUCCUGCUCGUGCCCCGGCUGUAGCUCCAGCCUCUACCCCAGCACAGAGAGCUGUCCCAGCGAAGCCCCGGGAAGAAGGCGCAGGGCCCAGGGGAGCCCGCGCUGGACCCCAGGAGCUGGGCAAGAUCCUGCAGGGGGUGGUAGUGGUGCUCAGUGGCUUCCAGAACCCCUUCCGCUCAGAGCUCCGGGACAAGGCCCUGGAGCUGGGGGCCAAGUAUCGGCCAGACUGGACCCCGGACAGCACACACCUCAUCUGUGCCUUUGCCAACACUCCCAAGUACAGCCAGGUCCUGGGCCUCGGAGGCCGGAUUGUGCGUAAAGAGUGGGUACUGGACUGUCACCGCAUGCGGCGCCGGCUGCCCUCCCGGAGGUACCUCAUGGCAGGCCUUGGAUCUAGCAGUGAGGAGGAGGGGGACUCCCACAGUGAGAGCGGUGAAGACGACCCUCCCAAGCUUCCCCGAAAGCGGCCCCAACCCAAAGCCAAGACCCAGGCAGCAGGACCCAACUCAACCCCGAGGCCACCAACCCCAGAAGAGACCAAAGCACCAUCACCAGGACCACAGGACAGUAGUGACACUGAGGGGGAACAGUCAGAAGGACGGGACAAUGGGGCAGAAGAUUCCGGGGACACCGAGGAUGAACUGAGGAGGGUGGCCAAGCAGAGGGAGCAGAGGCAGCCCCCAGCCCCAGGGGAGAAUGGUGAGGACCCGUAUGCAGGCUCCACAGAUGAGAACACGGACAAUGAGGCUACGUCAGAGGCUGACCUGCCGAUUCCAGAGCUCCCAGACUUCUUUGAGGGCAAACACUUCUUCCUGUAUGGCGAGUUCCCUGGGGAUGAGAGGAGGAAGCUCAUCCGAUAUGUGACAGCUUUCAAUGGGGAGCUUGAGGACUACAUGAGUGAACGGGUCCAGUUUGUCAUCACGGCCCAGGAGUGGGAUCCCAAUUUUGAGGAGGCCCUGAUGGAAAACCCUUCCCUGGCCUUCGUCCGGCCCCGGUGGAUCUACAGUUGUAAUGAGAAGCAGAAGUUACUCCCUCACCAGCUCUACGGGGUGGUGCCCCAGGCCUGAAUAUACACCUGUGUACAUGCACACACGUGCACAUGUAUGCACAGGCUUGAGUCCACACAUGUGCACACAGAUGAGUUUAAUAAAGGAGACUUUGUGUGAA
This is a messenger RNA of Grammomys surdaster, 2317 nucleotides long. RefSeq names its product X-ray repair cross complementing 1 (gene Xrcc1). Bases 316 to 2217 code for a protein of 633 amino acids. Gene Ontology annotation, cellular component: nucleus. Gene Ontology annotation, molecular function: damaged DNA binding. The transcript has 17 exons. The record is from RefSeq and is a predicted model, not a curated record. Gene Ontology annotation, biological process: double-strand break repair via nonhomologous end joining; base-excision repair; single strand break repair. NCBI's taxonomy places the organism in Eukaryota, Metazoa, Chordata, Mammalia, Rodentia, Muridae.